Molecule: messenger RNA, 3159 nt
Organism: Serinus canaria (Common canary)
Lineage: Eukaryota; Metazoa; Chordata; Aves; Passeriformes; Fringillidae
Gene: ARL15
Product: ADP ribosylation factor like GTPase 15
Exons: 7
Coding region: 181-801 (206 amino acids)
Molecular function (GO): GTP binding; GTPase activity
Source: RefSeq, a predicted model, not a curated record
CCGCUGUCAGCCGGGCGGGCGCCCGCGGCCCCUCCGGAGAGCUCGGCAGCGCGGCGCCCGGCGCCACCCGGUACAUGGAUUACCUGAAAUUCGUAGUCCAUCCUCAGCCUCUCUGGGUGACUGCAGAAGACAUAGAAUUGUGACAUCACAUCAGAUUGGAAGUUGAGCAAGUUGAGGACUAUGUCUGAAUGUAUCCAGCUCUCAUUUGCUGUUUGUAGAAUUGGCAUUUACACGUGUUUUAGAGCACUUUGCUGCAAGGGACCGCCACCACCACGACCUGAGUAUGACUUGGUUUGCAUAGGCCUCUCUGGUUCUGGGAAGACAAGUCUUCUGUCUCAGCUCUGCAGUGAAAGCCCGGAGAACAUUGUGUCUACCACAGGUUUUAGUAUAAAAGCCGUGCCAUUCCAGAAUGCAAUUUUGAACGUGAAAGAACUUGGAGGAGCUGACAAUAUCAGGAAAUACUGGAGUCGUUACUACCAAGGAUCCCAAGGGGUAAUAUUUGUACUAGACAGCGCCUCCUCUGAAGAUGAUCUAGAAACUGCUAGGAAUGAGCUGCAUUCUGCUCUUCAGCACCCACAGUUAUGUACUUUGCCGUUUUUAAUACUGGCCAAUCACCAAGACAAGCCAGCAGCUCGCUCAGUACAAGAGAUAAAAAAAUAUUUUGAACUUGAGCCACUUGCACGUGGAAAGCGCUGGAUUCUUAAACCCUGCUCCUUGGAUGAUAUGGAGGCAGUAAAAGACAGCUUCUCCCUUCUAAUAAACUUGCUAGAAGAGAGAGACUUCGAACCUUCAAGAAUGUGAAAGGCAAGAGAAAGAAGAGGUUCCCACGCAUCCCUGUACCUGCUCACUCUGUCACAGCUUAAUUACAGUGUAGUAUCAAGGCUGAGCUGUGAUAUGUUGUUCAUACAGAGUUAAUGCAGAAUGUCCUUUGGUUAAAAUAAAUGUUCUGUGAAUCAGGAACACAGCUAUUUCCAGUAAAGUUGUCUGCACUACUGAAGUAAAAAGUUACUCUUUGUUUACCACUAUUUCUGCACACUGCAUGUUGCUUUCUUGCACCACGAUCAUCCUUGGUAGAAAAAUUUACACGCACAAAAAUAACUUAGACCAUAAAGGAGGAAUUCCACGUCUUACCUUGAAUUUUAAAAACAAGUAACGUCUAAAGAAUUUAUGAGUCUAAUUUAGCUUGUUUAUUGACCUCACAUUAUGGAAAAGCACAGCCCUGAGAACCUUAAUAGGAUACCUAAAAUGCAAGCAGUUUCAUGUUGAUUCAAAGGUUAUUCCUGAGGUUUUACUAAGUGAAAACACAGUUGAGGUAGUGGACUCCACAAGGUAGUUGAGUCUCUUCUAAAGUCACUGCAAAACCCUGCCAGAGGCAGUAUGGUAUUUUGCUGGAAGUUUGCUGAAAAGUAAAUUAACAAACAGAUGUGCACAGAUAACAGUACUUGGGGAAAUCAGCUGACAUAAACAGGUGAUCUAAGUAAAAAGAUUUUUGGAAGUAUGUGAAAGAUUUUAGAAAUAUACAGAAGUUGAAUAAAGUAAUAAUUUUCAUUGAAAGUAGUUUUCCAUAAGCAAAGCAGAGCAAAUAUCUGUUAGUUCGUCUGUGGAGUCUUUAUUGCUUGUUGAAAGUAUAAGUGAUUUUAAAUACUUCCUUUAUCACUCAUUCGUAGACUACUACUGUUAUUGUAACAUUGCCAAGGCAUCUAUCCAGUCAUUAAGGGUCUUCCAGUGUUUGUACUAUAAACUUCUCUUUUCAAUGGGGAUUAUAUCUUGUUCUUUCAAACUUCCUCUGGCCUAAAUGUUACUUAGAAGAUGAAAAAGUAGUAAUUGGAAACAACAUUUGUAAUACAUUUAGAAAAAGUUGAUUUGGGUCACGUAACACAGUCCACGUUUCCUCUUUCCGUGUUUUCCCCACUAAAACCAGUAUUUUGGCUACCUUUUGUUGAUUUCUAAAAAACUCAUAAACUGAUUUUGUCCACUGAAGAAACGUGCCAGGCCACUGGUUCACAGUGACAACAGGGUAUGUGCAGAUCAGUCACUGGACUGGUGCACGCCUUGAAUGCUGUGCCUUGCACAUUCAGCUGCCCUUGUGCAUGAGUGUCUGCAAACACAAACUCGAGUGAGGUGUCAUUAGUUCCUCAUCAGCUCUGCUUCUGUCUUGAAACACACAAUGCCUUGAUUUCGGGGCUUUAAGCAACAUUUCUUUCCACUCUGAGCAUUUAUCUUCUGUUAGAAGUUUAUUGUAGUUUCUUGCUAGUUUAUUUGGGGAUAAGAAAAUAGUAAACAUCGGCUUUUAAAGGCUCAUAAAAGCCAUUUCUCUAUUAAUUGUAAUUUUGCUCUUUGAUAAACAAAAUUUUUCUCAUAGGUAUUUUAGUUUACUUUUCAAUUUCUAUUAAUUUCUUGCGUUGCUCCCACUGUUGUAGCUGCUUUCUAUCAUCAAAAAGAAGCUGGGAAAACUGGUAAACUCCUUGUUUAAUUUUGAGAUGGAAUAGGCAGGAAGCCUGAAGGGCAUGUCCUUGCUUUGUUUUAUGUUCUCUUUCCUGUCAGGUCAAUCGUCUCACUGCUAAUACUCCUGGAGACAACCAAGAACUGGAAUUGUUCAUUUUAAAGCACAGAGGAGCCCUGCUUUGAUUCAGUUCUCUCUGCACACUUUAGUCUGGACCCAGCUGCCCAUCAGUUUCUGUUGUGAGUGCUAAGGAGGUUCUCUUCCCUGGAUUUAAAGAGGAGCUGGAUCUAAUUUACAUUUCCAAAUUCCCUCAUUGCUGACAUGAGCUUAAAGGCUAUAGAGUCCCCAGAUUUCCACAAGGCCCCCAUAUUUCUGUUCUAUUUAAGGACAGUGAAAAAUAAGCAGGGAGGAGAAGUAGGAGCAUUAUUUCCAGAGAAAGCAGACAGUCUGGGAAGGAAAAAUGAGGGAUUCCAAGCUUUUACUGCUUUUUCAUUGGCCAUUAAAAAAUGUGAAAUCACAUCUUUUUACUAUUUGCCCCUGCUUUUGUUUAGUUAUGGACCAAAAGGUACAGGAAAUUAAAAUAAGCCCAACUCUAUUGCACUCUUGAAACUGUACUUAUUUCACUCAUCAGUGAGUUUGUCUGGUCCAAAAACUUAAGCAGCUCCAACUUUUGGUCGUGAUCUCCUGGCUAUGCACUAUUUGAAGGUGCUACAUAA